AUGGAUGAGAUAUACAAAAAGCUGGCCGAAGCAGGUCAGCUCGCGACCAACGCUGGUGAGCUGGCGCUUGAAUUCGAUAACAGCGCUCGUGCCUGCGAUACGUACGAGGUCUGGGCCCACAACGACAGCGGAAAGGUUGUGCAGCGCUUUCCCAAGAUCGAGUCUGCCAAGGUGCCAGAUUGGCUGGAAAAUGGCGGCGGCACGGACGCCAACCCGGGCCACACGCUGCUCCUUCGGCUUGUGCUAGUCACCAUCCAGACGGCGUGCAACACAAAGAAAAAGACUGUGAGCAUCGCCAAAGAAACCCACAGUCAGCUCCUCAAGGCUUUCGGGUUGAAGCUUGCCAAUGAGUUCUUGAAGGGUACCAUCACGAGCGUCACCGCGUUUCCCAACGUCAAAGUGGCACCAGACGCAGAACUUCGCUGCUAUUCCUUUAACCAUGCGCCCAAACUGGCUGCCAUCUGGUCGCAGGUGCGCUACACGGGCGACGCGGCACAUGGCAAGCAGGCGCCGACCCAAGGCAUCAUAUACAUGACGGAAGAUCGUGGAACGAGAGACACGGCCACCCACAGACCCGUCGAGAAACCUGCCACGGCGGGCUUCACGCCAGGCAACAUGCUCCGAAAGCUGCUGGAUUCGCCCUUUUGCGCCAAUCUAUACUUGAACAGCAUGGCCCCCGCGUUACUCUUGGCCAUGCAGCUCGGAUUUGAAAUUGAUGUGACGCAAAGCCGCAUCAAAAUCGCCAUCAGCGACAUCGAAACGAAAACAGGCUACCACACGUUCCGAAGCAGGGCGACAGGGUCCACGACGGCUGACCAGCUCGGCCUGUUGGCUGUCCAAGCUAGCGGGUCAGCCAGCAAGCUCGCCAGCGUCGACAGAAAGAGCACUUCUAUCCAAAAGGUCUUACACUUCAUCACCAAGGAGCUGGAUAAGCAAGGCUUCGCCAAGACUGGCGGUGCAGCGCUCAAUGCCCAGGAGCUGCUGCGGCAUCACGUUGACGUGCUCGAACAGAGGCUUGAGAUGCAGGUUCUGAAUACGCGGUACACCAUGAAGCGCGUGGAUAUCCAAAUCAAUGCCAUUUUCAACAUUAUAACGCAGGAGGACAGCCUGAACAGUCAACAAAUCGCCCACGCGAGCUACCGCGACUCGUCGUCCAUGAAGACACUCGCCAUUGUCACCAUGUUCUUCCUCCCUGGAAGCUUUGUCUCGGCCAUGUUUUCCAUGCCCAUGUUUGAAUGGACCAAGGCGGACCCUGAUUCUCCAUCCAUCGGUGUCGGCACGCUGCCGCAGUUUAGCCUCUACUGGGUCAUCACGCUGCCACUCACGAUGGUCACGUUUUGUCUCUACUUUAUGUGGCUGCUGUACUUGAAGCGUGGAAGAGAUCGCGAGUUCAUUACCAUCCUCCGCAAGGGCAGGGAUAGUAGCGACGGCGAGGAAGGGGCGGAAGUUAUCGACGAGCGCCGCCUAGCGUGGAAGAGACGCCAAACCACGCUGUAG
This is a messenger RNA of Akanthomyces muscarius, 1497 nucleotides long. RefSeq lists its product as uncharacterized. The transcript is spliced from 2 exons. The coding region runs from base 1 to 1497 and encodes 498 amino acids. The record is from RefSeq and is a predicted model, not a curated record. NCBI's taxonomy places the organism in Eukaryota, Fungi, Ascomycota, Sordariomycetes, Hypocreales, Cordycipitaceae.